Molecule: messenger RNA, 537 nt
Organism: Blepharisma stoltei
Lineage: Eukaryota; Ciliophora; Heterotrichea; Heterotrichida; Blepharismidae
Source: the annotation of a GenBank genome assembly
AUGGCUGAAGAAGUUAGAAAACUGCUAAGUAAUGAUCAAAGUCUCAAUAGGGUCGCCAAAAACUCGUUUGAUGCAAUGGACUCGGACAAAUCUGGAUUUAUUGACCAGGAAGAGCUUUACAAUGUUAUGGUCAACGCUGCAAGGUCCAUUAACGCGCCUCAACCAACAAUGGAGCAAGCAAAUAACGCUCUUCAAGAAAUCGACAGAAACAAGGAUGGAAAAGUGUCACUCAGUGAAUUCGUACAACUAUUAAGAAGAGUCCUUGAAGAGAUGCUAGACCAGCUUGAAUCUGUCGAAAUGCAAAGGAAAAAAGAAGCAGAAAUCGAAGAACAAGUUAACAGACAGCUUCAUAUGUUUGAAAAAUACCUUGACGACAGCGGCCUUGCCAUGGCUUUUCAGCUAAUAUUCGCAGAAAUACUGACUAAAAAAAUCGACGCAAAUAAUGUGUUCACUUAUACAGCAAUGAGACUUCGGCAGAUCGGUAAAGAAAUCGCUCAUUUAUUACCAAAGGACUUAACAUCUCAAUUGGCAGAAUAA